CACAAACUCUCUAAAAACCUAAAAACCUAAGCAGCUCUGAAAAGUUUUCGUCUCUUUCUUCUUAAUAAGCUAAAAAACCUUUGUGAUAACAAUGGCUGGUAAGGGAGAAGGUCCUGCGAUCGGUAUCGAUCUUGGUACUACCUACUCUUGUGUUGGAGUGUGGCAACAUGACCGUGUUGAGAUCAUUGCUAAUGAUCAAGGUAACCGGACCACGCCGUCUUACGUUGCUUUCACCGACACCGAGAGGCUAAUCGGUGAUGCUGCGAAGAACCAGGUCGCCAUGAACCCUGUUAACACUGUCUUCGAUGCAAAGAGGUUGAUUGGUCGUAGAUUCAGUGACGCAUCUGUCCAAAGCGACAGGAAGUUGUGGCCUUUCACUAUCAUCUCUUCCGGAACUGCUGAGAAACCAAUGAUUGUAGUCAACUACAAGGGUGAAGAGAAACAGUUCGCCGCUGAGGAGAUCUCUUCCAUGGUUCUCAUUAAGAUGCGUGAGAUUAGUGAAGCUUACCUUGGCACCACUAUCAAGAACGCUGUGGUAACUGUUCCUGCUUACUUCAAUGACUCUCAGCGUCAAGCUACUAAGGAUGCUGGUGUCAUUGCUGGUUUGAAUGUUCUGCGUAUCAUCAACGAGCCCACUGCUGCUGCCAUCGCCUACGGUCUUGACAAGAAGGCCACCAGUGUUGGAGAGAAGAACGUUCUGAUCUUUGAUCUUGGGGGUGGUACUUUUGAUGUCUCUCUUCUUACAAUUGAAGAAGGUAUCUUUGAGGUCAAGGCCACUGCUGGAGACACUCAUCUUGGUGGUGAAGAUUUCGAUAACAGAAUGGUUAACCACUUUGUUCAAGAGUUUAAGAGGAAGAGCAAGCAGGACAUCACUGGCCUCGCAAGACCCCUUAGGAGGCUGAGAACAGCUUGCGAGAGAGCAAAGAGAACUCUUUCUUCCACGGCGCAAACGACCAUCGAGAUUGACUCUCUCUAUGGAGGAGCUGACCUCUUUGCUCCAAUUACCCGUGCUAGAUUCGAAGAGCUUAACAUGGAUCUUUUCAGGAAGUGUAUGGAGCCUGUUGAGAAGUGUCUCCGUGAUGCUAAGAUGGACAAGAGCUCAGUCCAUGAAGUUGUUCUUGUCGGUGGUUCCACCCGUAUCCCCAAAGUUCAACAGCUUCUCCAAGAUUUCUUCAAUGGUAAAGAGCUCUGCAAGUCUAUCAACCCUGACGAGGCUGUUGCAUACGGUGCAGCCGUCCAGGGAGCUAUUCUCAGCGGUGAAGGAAACGAAAAGGUUCAAGACCUUCUCUUGCUCGAUGUCACUCCUCUCUCCCUCGGUCUUGAAACUGCUGGUGGUGUCAUGACCACUUUGAUCCAGAGAAACACAACCAUCCCGACCAAGAAGGAGCAGGUCUUCUCCACUUACUCAGACAACCAGCCCGGCGUGUUGAUCCAGGUGUUCGAAGGUGAGAGAGCCAGAACCAAGGACAACAACCUUCUCGGUAAAUUCGAGCUCUCUGGAAUCCCUCCGGCUCCACGUGGUGUGCCUCAGAUCACUGUCUGCUUUGACAUUGACGCAAAUGGUAUCCUCAACGUAUCUGCUGAGGACAAGACCACCGGACAGAAGAACAAGAUCACCAUCACCAAUGACAAGGGUCGUCUGUCCAAGGACGAGAUCGAGAAGAUGGUUCAAGAGGCAGAGAAGUACAAGUCUGAGGACGAGGAACACAAGAAGAAGGUCGAGGCCAAGAAUGCUCUUGAGAACUACGCUUACAACAUGAGGAACACCAUCCAAGACGAGAAGAUUGGUGAGAAGCUUCCCGCAGCAGACAAGAAGAAGAUCGAGGACUCCAUUGAGCAGGCUAUUCAGUGGCUCGAGGGUAACCAGUUGGCUGAAACGGACGAGUUUGAAGACAAGAUGAAGGAGUUGGAGGGUGUUUGUAAUCCGAUCAUCGCUAAGAUUUACCAAGGAGGAGCUGGUGGUGAAGCCGGUGGUCCUGGAGCUGCUGGAAUGGACUACGAUGAAGCUCCUCCUGCCUCAGGUGGUGCUGGCCCCAAGAUCGAGGAAGUCGACUAAGUUGUUUCUUAGUCAUUGUUUUGUGUUGGUUUUUUUAUGAUUUAUCUUUUUUAUUUGAGCCAAGUAAGGAACUCUCUGUUUGUUGUUGUCUGGUGACCCUUUCUCUUUAAAACGCUUAGUGAUAUU
Molecule: messenger RNA, 2182 nt
Organism: Camelina sativa (false flax)
Lineage: Eukaryota; Viridiplantae; Streptophyta; Magnoliopsida; Brassicales; Brassicaceae
Product: heat shock 70 kDa protein 2
Molecular function (GO): ATP binding; ATP-dependent protein folding chaperone
Source: RefSeq, a predicted model, not a curated record